Messenger RNA from Effrenium voratum, 1887 nucleotides. The record is from the annotation of a GenBank genome assembly. NCBI's taxonomy places the organism in Eukaryota, Dinophyceae, Suessiales, Symbiodiniaceae.
AUGGCGCUGCGGGUGCUCAAGAGCACCGAGCCGGCCAAGCUCAAGGAAUUCGCGCAGGCUCUGCCCAGCGCGCCGGAGAUGAACUGCCAGACUUCCAGCAACGUCUCCAUGGCCAGCUACAGCGGCACGGACAUGCGGUGCCUCUUCAGCCUUCUGGAGGCGAACGACAUCAUUGACACCACUGUGGCAAUGGUGAACCUCAACCUCGCUCCUUGCAAGAUGAGCUUGACCCAGCCAGAGGUGGAGAUGAUGUCCCACCACCCCAGCACCUGGCAGCAUCUUGCAGAUGCUUUGAGUGAGGUCUCCGCUACGAAGACUGGCGCGCAGAGCAGACUGCAGGCGGCCUGCGCCUCGCUACGGGGCCUACUGACUCCUUCUCCUUCAGGCGCGUUGCUCGAGCUGGGCGGCUCCAUGACCCAGUCGCUGGAAAAGGGGCCAGACCUCAGCGAUUACUCGGAGUUCAGCAGUCGCGGCUUCUGCAAGGACAAGUAUGCCAAGCAGAUCCGGCCCGCCAUUCAGAAGAGGGUGCAGUUGAACGAGUGCAAGGAGUUCUGCGACUCGAAGCUGAGCUGCACAUCCUUCGCGAUCUACACUGGAGGCUGCUACAUCUACACGGGCGUGGUGCCGCGCUAUGCCUCCGGGCGCAGCUCGGUGCGCUGCUUCGUGAAGAAGUCGGCUGCGGCUACCAACGGGGUGGCCCUUCCGGCGCAGCCCACGCGGGUGGAUCGGCCAGCUCAUGGGCAUCGUCCUUCUCAUCACGAUCGUCCUUCUCAUCACGAUCGUCCUUCUCAUCACGAUCGUCCUUCUCCUCCGCCUUCGCCGCAUCAUCCACCGGCUCGACCAAACAUCCGUCGGCCGAACCCCUACGCAGACCUCGAUGACGCGCCCACUGUGCCUGGCGCCGGCAUCAAGCAUGGCUUCGACGACAGGGAUGCGGCCGCGGACGCGAUCCAGGAGGUGGCAGUGCCCGGCGGCACCAAUGUCAAGGUGGACACGCUAAUGGCCAAGCUGAACAAGCUGGUGGGGCUCUCCAAGGUGAAGGCUGGCAUGGGCGAGUUGCGCGCCAUGGUGGAGUUCGACCAAUGGCGCAAGACGAUGCUGCCGGAUUCCAAGAGUCUCAUGGGCCAGUCCUUCCACAUGCAGUUCCUGGGCAACCCAGGCACUGGAAAGACAGUGGUGGCACGUUUGGUGGGCGAGCUUCUGGUGGAGAUGGGAGUCAUCACGAAGGAGGGCGACGACGUGGUCUUUGAGGAGGUGGCGCGUGCUGAUCUGGUGGCCGAGUACAAGGGACAGACCGCACCGAAGGUCAUCUCCGCAGUUGAGAAGGCGAUCGGAGGAGUGCUGUUCAUCGAUGAGGCCUACUCCCUGAAGAAGGAGGGCAAGGACGCCUUUGGCCAAGAAGCGGUGGACACUUUGAUCAAGGAGAUCGAGGACAAGCGCGACAAGGUCAUCGCCAUCUUCGCAGGCUACGAGAAGGAGAUGGAGACCUUCUUCGAGGCGAACCCCGGCUUCAAGAGCCGAGUGCCCUUCAAGUUCUACUUCGACGACUACACCUGCAGCGAGCUGAGCCAGAUCGCUGGCAUCUUCAUGGAGGACAAGGGCUUCAGGGCCACCGACGGCGCGCAGCUCUGGGUGAACCGCACCGUGCGCUUCGCCACCGGCUGCUGCGACACCGGGGACUGCCAGGCGAAGCGUGACAGCGGCAACGGCCGCACUGUGCGAAACAUCCUGGAGGCAGCCUACCGAAACUUCGCCUCGCGCAUUGUGCCGCGCCUCUACUACAGCCGAGAGUUGCGACCGGUGCUGGACCGGGUGGAGCAGUUCGCGGUCAACAAGAAGGACUCCGCUCAGACAGGGUUGGUCACUGUCUCGGAACUGAAGCGCUAG